AUGUCUCUGUUCCCGUACCGCGACUCUAUCGUCAACCCUUACUGGUUGAACUCCAACCAGCUCGACAUCAACAACGGCGAAGUUUGUAUUUUCAACAUCUUCUUCAUUGACGGAAGUUAAAAGUAGAAGGUAGUGAAAACCGUGGAAUCGGCCACUUUCAUCCGAAAAUAGGAAGCCGCCGAGGGCUGAGAAUCAUGCAAAUGGCUAUUUUUUUAUGUAAAAGUUUGCGCAGGUGAAAGAUCUUCAUCUUGACAUUUUGAAUUUAUUUGAGCGAACUUCCCGGAUUUCAAAAGUUAAGUACAAUCUCCUCGAGGUAAAACAGUUUUCUCUUGUAUACCGUUUUCCCACUAUUUUUUCAUUUCAAAAAAGCAUUUUCCUAGGCCGACCACCCCGUUUUCUUUGUGAUGAAUUGCUUCCAGGUGAUCAACGACGACAAGCAAUUUGCUGUCAAACUCGACGUCUCGCACUUCCGCCCUGAGGAGCUCAACGUUCAGCUCAACGGUCGUCAGCUCACGAUUGAAGGCAAACACGAAUUCCGAGGGGACCACGGCAUGAGCCAGAGGUACUUUCUUGGGCAUCUUUCUGUCAAUCUCUGUCAAUCCUUCUCUCCUCUAGACACAAUCGGUUGCAGGUCUUUCCUGCGCAGUUUCCUCGUCCCAGACGACGUCGACAUCAACGCGGUCCACUCGGAGCUGUCCAACGACGGUCGUUUGGCCAUCGAAGCUCCCAAAACCGCUUUCUCGGCCGACCGCGCCAUUUCUUUCCAAAAGCAUUAA
This is a messenger RNA of Caenorhabditis auriculariae, 776 nucleotides long. Lineage: Eukaryota; Metazoa; Nematoda; Chromadorea; Rhabditida; Rhabditidae. The record is from the annotation of a GenBank genome assembly.